This is a messenger RNA of Haliotis rubra (blacklip abalone), 5619 nucleotides long. RefSeq names its product protein EFR3 homolog B-like. NCBI's taxonomy places the organism in Eukaryota, Metazoa, Mollusca, Gastropoda, Lepetellida, Haliotidae. Gene Ontology annotation, biological process: protein localization to plasma membrane. Gene Ontology annotation, cellular component: plasma membrane. The record is from RefSeq and is a predicted model, not a curated record.
GCUAACAUGGCUACCGUUUCAUUUCGAUUGGAUCUCUUCAAUAUUAUUAUAAGAAUUUAAGACACUUAUCUUCAUCUUAAUGCCUGGUUUUCAAAGACUUUCGGUUACACUUUCGAUUCUGCACGUAAUAGUGCUGUGAUAAGUACUGAACACGAUGGCAGGAUGCUGUGGUUGUUGUGCAGCCUUAAAACCUCGUUACAAGAGAUUGGUUGACAACAUCUUUCCAGCAAACCCAGAGGAUGGACUGGUAAAGAACAAUAUGGCUCAGUUGACAUUCUAUGCCGUGUCAUCGCCUGACAAGCUGGACAAGAUUGGUCAAUACCUUGAACAGAGGCUGAAUAGAGAAGUGCACCGACAUCGCAUACCGUUUGUGUUUAUUGCCAUGGAUGCCCUGGACCAGCUGUUAAAGUCCUGCCACGCCCAGUCCCUCAACCUGUUUGUGGAGAGCUUCCUCAAGAUGGUGCAGAAGCUGUUGGAGUGUGAGGAGCCGGAGUUGCAGAUUCUGGCCACCAACUCUUUCGUGAAGUUUGCCAACAUUGAAGAAGACACUCCAUCAUACCACAGACGCUACGACUUUUUUGUAUCCAAGUUCAGCUCAAUGUGCCACAGCAGUAUUUCUGAGGAAGACAUGCAAAGAAGGAUCCGACAGGCGGGUCUGAGUGGACUGCAGGGUGUGGUGAGGAAGACAGUGUCGGAUGACUUGCAGGUCAACAUCUGGGAUCCUGUACACAUGGACAAGAUAGUACCUUCACUGCUGUACAACAUGGAGGAGAGAAGUGUGUUGAGCCAGGGUACAGACAGUCCCCGGGAUGAGGAGAGUCCCUCCUAUGCUGCGGAGACGGUGUUUCGGGACCUGGUGUGUCGGGCGUCCUUUGGCUACAUUGAGACGGUGCUCAGGCCAGUGUUAAUUCACUUUGACAAUCACAAGCUUUGGAGUCCCAAUGUGUUUGCCAUCAAGUGCUUCAAGAUCAUCAUGUACUCUGUGCAGGCUCAGUAUGGGUACCUAGUAAUCCAGAGUCUUUUAAAGCACCUGGACAAGCAUGUGAAGAGUGACCCCUCACGCGGAAAGUGGGCAUCAUUGGCCAUGCUGUUUGAGUCAGUUCUUAUUGCUGGAGGCUCUAUAGGUCCAUCAGUACUGGAGGUGUUCAACAACCUACUGCGACACCUUAGAAUUUCCGUUGACAACAAGAGCAAUGACCACACAAAACGUACAUCAGAGAAGAAGUUUGAAGAGGCCAUUAUCAAUACUAUAGGGGAGUUUGCUAACAACCUUCCAGACUAUCAGAAGAUUGAGAUAAUGAUGUUUGUCAUGGGCAAAUUCCCACAGUUCACAAAUGAAGAGGAUAUUGGAGGCUCCAUGGACACACAGCUUCAGAUCAACUUACUGAAGACACUGUUGAGGGUUGCCACCAAGUACAAGACAAUGAACAUGCAGAAUGCGUUCCCCCCCGAGUUUCUGCAUCCACUGCUACGGAUGUCCCUCCUGGAUGAUCCUGGGAUGAGGAUCAUCGUUCAGGAGAUCCUGCACACCAUGAUUGACAGGCACAAUAACUCAACCAAACUCAAGUCAGUUGUGAUGUCUAAAGACGUCAGUGACCUUGACCUGUCUGUGGAGAAGACCAGCAGACAAGACAUCAUGUUCAUGAAGAAGAGUGGGAUGCAGUUCUACUGGCACCUGCUGGAGAACAUGCAGAUGGAGAGCAACUGUGUGGACAACCUCGAGGCUCUCUACUGCACCAUGGCCCUCAUCUGCAUCGAAAUGGGAGGUGACGAGAUACUUGUGGAACUUUUCAGACUCGCCCUUGAUAUUCAGCAAAUGGCUGUAACAAACAUGGGCCUUCCACUGACACACAAAUGUGCAAUCCAUGGUCUGAUAGGAGCAUACCUGAACCUUGUCAGUCAGCUCACUGCCAUCCCCCAGCUGUGUCAGUACGUAGCUCAGGUGAUAGAUACACGCAGUAAGGAGGCCCCCCAUCUCCUGCCAAACUUCGCCUACAACCGGACAAAUCGACCACACAGCCUAGAUGAGCUUGAGAACUCCGAUCUCUACCCAGCAAGUGAAACAGUCAAAGACAGCUGGCUCUUCUCCCAGGCCCAGAUUGCAGAAGCCUUGAGUGGCAGUGGCCAUGACACUUCCAGACUCUCAACUCCGUUCACGCACAAACCUUUCGCUGCAGAGACUCCUGAUAUUGGGCGGAGUGUUAGUGACAUAGGGUCUAUCAACAUUGAGAUGGAGAGUGUCGAUGGUUCCCCUUCAAUGCUCAGGAGAAGGGUUGACGAGGAAAUAACCGUAGAAUCACUGAAGAAAAUGUUGGCUGAGGACAGCUGUGCCAACAAGGAGCAGGAGGACAAGAAGCGGAAGGAGAUCCUGGAGACCUUCCAGAAAGCUCCCUUCGAGGAGAUUGUAGCCAGGUCAGAAGCUAAGUCCAACCACUUCCACAACAAGCUGAGUGAGAUCCUGGACAUGGUGGAGGAGACUGUCCCGAACCCCACCAACGCUGCUGUCACUGAUGAUGAUGACAAGUCAGCAACAUCCGUGCCUGUGUUUGAGAUGCAGUUCCCAGAUCUCUUUGUAUACUAAAGCUGUGUUUUACCUUAUGGACAGUCAUUUAUGAUCUUAUUUAUCCGUUUUGAUUGCUACAUAUUUCUGACAGUUUUCACAUCAUGGAUGAAAUCAGAUCUGAUAAACAUGUAUCAUUCAAUCUGACUAGUGCUGAGAAAGGAAAAUCUAUCAGUAUGAAGACAGCAGAUUGGUGGAGAGAGACUCCAUCCUCUGCUGUUGGAAAUACUGACAACAUGAAACUUCUCCCUCCCCCUACUAUAAUCAGCGAUGAGAAUUUUCAGUAGAUUUGGCUACAGGAAGGGUCAUGUUUGUAAUACAAACCAUUCCAAAGUAUGCAUACAUCAUGAAGUCCACAAGAUCCUAGGCCAUGUUUUAGUGAGUAUUUAUAAUAUAUUUGAUAGCCAGUUUGUCGCUGUUCUGUCCAUUCAGAUUGUCAGAAAUAUGUAGCAUUUUUCACAAGAUGGUACACUCAUGUACAAAGCUUUCUAUGCCGUAUAUCUCUACUCAGUCCUGCAAGGUUGAACAGUCGGGCAGAUGCAAGGUCGACAUUUACAAACACUGACUCUUUGACUUCGUACAUUUACAAACAUGUGCACAUUGGACUUAAAUGUACUGCCAUUUGGUUGGGAUGAUUAUCAUGAGAAGAAAACUAUUUUGACCAUAGAGAAACCAAUGAACUGAAGGUAGUGAUGCAUUAUAAUCAAAUAAGGGUUGCAGUAUGUUUUGGUAAUCAAGCUUUUAAGGUGUGAUUGUACAUAACGGAUGCAAGAUGAUCACAUCAUUAUAUCUAUAGCUUUAAUUAUAGUGUUGGCAUUGUUUUAAUCUUUCUGUUCCAUUGGAUGCAGUGGGGAAGCUAAUGUUUCAUUACUAGCACCAAUAGCAACCAUGUCCACAUCCACAAGGCCAAAAUCAUUCAAGAGCCAUGCUAGAACAAUUUGUUUAGUGUACUAGAUUAACUAGAUUACUGUAGGAGAGGUUGAUUUAUUUGAGAACACCAUCUUGUAUCAAAGGCAGCAGUAGGAUGGAUGUGAAUACAUGUAGUGUUCUAGCAGUGCACAUGUCCGGUCAGCUCGCUGGUUACAUGUUAUAAAUUCAUAUGUACAUACUCCAUCACUUCAGUUGGGUCACUUAGAGACCAACGUCAUUCAUGAAAACCAUUGUAACAAGGGUGAUUCUUUGUUAAUCUCAGUAUAUGUAAAGUGCAUGUACGGUAGGAGUAUUGUUCAGUAAUUUGAUCCCCAGCAUUUGUUUUCAUUAUUGUGACUGAGAUCAUGAAGUUUCAGCAAUGAAUUCCCAUAUGUUUCUUUAUACACUAUAAUUUGGCAUGAUCUAAUUGUGUAAUCUCUGGAUAUUGAUGUUUGAUGAGGUAGUCUGUCAGUUUCACAUUAUAUUAUUACUGUUUAUAAGUUACCAUUGUAGCAUUGGUAGUAGAGCCAGUAAUAGUACUACAAGACAGGGUAAGGCAGACAGGACAAUGAUUAGAACACACAAUACUUAAACCACAUAAGUAUGUUAGAUUGAAGAGGGCUUGUUACUAGCACGCUGAGAUACCCAAUGAGAGACUGAGAGACCCAAUGAGAAUACAGCAGAGUAUGUGUUAUACAUCCAGUGAGAAUACAGCAGGGGAGGGGUCUGAUAGACCCAGUGGGAAUACAGGAGGGGAGGAGUCUGAUAGACCCAGUGGGAAUACAGGAGGGGAGGGGUCACAUACAUCCAGUGAGAAUACAGGAGGGGAGGGGUCACAUACAUCCAGUGGGAAUACAGGAGGGGAGGAGUCUGAUAGACCCAUUGGGAAUACAGGAGGGGAGGGGUCACAUACAUCCAGUGGGAAUACAGGAGGGGAGGGGUCACAUACAUCCAGUGAGAAUACAGGAGGGAAGGGGUCACAUACAUCCAGUGGGAAUACAGGAGGGGAGGAGUCUGAUAGACCCAGUGGGAAUACAGGAGGGGAGGGGUCACAUACAUCCAGUGACAAUACAGGAGGGGAGGGGUCACAUACAUCCAGUGAGAAUACAGGAGGGGAGGGGUCACAUACAUCCAGUGGGAAUACAGGAGGGGAGGAGUCCGAUACAUCAAGUAUGAAUACAGUGUUUGGAUACUUGUAGAAUACCUGUUUGCACUGUAUGUUUAUUUAUUUUUUUGUAUUAGGCACUGUUAAUUAAUGUAUUAUGAAUGUUUGUACUAUAAUCUGUAUCUUGUGUUUCUUUUUAUACAUAUUUUACAGCAAUUUGUGUAUGUAGUGUGCCUGUAGUGAGACAUUUUAAUAUGGAACCAACGUGUUUUGUCUGAAUCACAAUCAUGUCAUGACAAAAUUAAGGCAAUAUUUUUGUCAGUUAUGAAGUAAGUUAAUGAAUAAAUUACCAUUGCAACAAAUCAGUUUUUACAGAAACAAUAAAAGGUAAAUUAUUUUAACUAAAUAUAGUAGAAACAUUGACAUUUCAUGAAAACUGCUGUUGUUGAAUGUUAUAAAGUGGAUACCAUAAGGAGAUGUUAUAAACAUCUUGUAUACAUGACCUGCAUGUGGUUCAUAUAUUGUGUACAUAAUGUAACUAUCUGUAGAAAUGUGAUCUUAGCAGUGUUGUAUAUACAGAGGGGUGAAGGGUCUUGGGUGGUUUGGGCAAUAGGAUUUAAAUCUUUGGAUGUGAAAGUCCCAUAAUUUUUAACUAUGACAAAGACCCCUUGACUUUCAUCCUUAAUUUCAAACACUGCAAAGGAUGUAUGUAUAUUAGAUUACUAAAUAUCUGUGAUAAACAUUGGGUAUUUAUUUCAUGUAGACUCUCCUUAGCCACAAGUAGAGCUCUAUUUCUCUGUCUUUCCACAUGUGCAUGUGUGCUUGUAUAAACUGGUGUUCAGAUGAAACCGUGAAGUAAUACUCUGCUCCUUAACAUUACUCACAUUUCUGAUUCUGUUCAUGCAAAUUAAGAUGAUAUGAAUAUUCAUCAUGUUACAUCAUUAUGUUACUGCAAUUAAUGCAGUGUAUGAAAUAAGGCCCGUCCGACCGCCAAAGACGGUCUAGAUUGCUGACGGACGGUCUAAAUUUACAGCUAGCCUGCCUG